Danio aesculapii is the source of this 5437-nucleotide messenger RNA. RefSeq names its product WD repeat domain 17 (gene wdr17). The transcript is spliced from 30 exons. NCBI's taxonomy places the organism in Eukaryota, Metazoa, Chordata, Actinopteri, Cypriniformes, Danionidae. Gene Ontology annotation, molecular function: protein binding. The coding region runs from base 72 to 3944 and encodes 1290 amino acids. The record is from RefSeq and is a predicted model, not a curated record.
GCGUUUCUCCGUCAGCGGUACACCUAAUCUCAGCACCAGGUCGCUGUCCACUGACAUCGACAGAGGUAAAGAUGUCUCAGGUGAAGCAGGUUGGCCUGUUGGCCGCUGGAUGUCAGCCCUGGAAUAAAGACGUGUGUGCUGCUAGUGGGGACAGAUUUGCAUAUUGUGCCACGCUCGCCAUAUAUGUGUAUCAACUUGAUCACAGAUAUAAUGAGUUUAAGCUGCGAGCGAUCAUGUCCGAACACAAGAAGACAAUCACAGCUAUAUCGUGGUGUCCACACAACCCUGAGGUGUUUGCCAGUGCCAGCGCUGAUAACCUGCUCAUCAUCUGGAAUGUAGCCGAGCAGAAGGCUGUCGCACGGCUAGAUAACACCAAAGGUAUCCCAGCGUCUCUAAGCUGGUGCUGGAAUGCAGGAGACAGUGUUGCAUUCGUAUCCCACCGGGGUCCUCUGUACAUUUGGACAAUCUCUGGACCAGACUCAGGAGUCACAGUGCACAAGGAGGCUCACAGCUUCCUCUCGGACAUCUGUUUGUUCCGCUGGCAUCCACUGAAGAAGGGGAAAGUUGUGUUUGGACACACUGACGGCAGUCUGUCUAUCUUUCAACCAGGCUCAAAGCACCAAAAACACGUACUGCGUCCAGAGUCUUUGGAAGGCACAGAUGAGGAGGAUCCCAUCACCGCUCUAGAGUGGGACCCUCUCAGCACAGACUACCUACUGGUGGCCAACAUGCACAAUGGCAUCAGACUGCUGGAUUCUGAGUCUCUUUGCUGCAUCACGACCUUUAGUUUUCCGAGCGCUGCUGCAUCAGUGCAGUGCCUGGCCUGGGUGCCCAGCGCCCCUGGCAUGUUUAUCACAGGGGAUUCUCAGGUUGGUGUGCUGAGAAUAUGGAACGUAUCAAGAGCGACUCCUCUGGAUAACUUCAAACUGAAGAAAACUGGCUUCCACGCACUUCAUGUUUUAAACUCCCCACCAGCAAAGAAAUCCUUUAGCUCGAAUUCUCCUUCCAAGAAUCACUACACCUCCUCCACUAGCGAGGCCGUGCCUCCACCCACUCUUUCCCAAAACCAGGCCUUCUCUCUCCCACCCGGACACGCUGUCUGCUGUUUCAUGGAUGGAGGGGUUGGACUAUAUGAUAUGGGCGCCAAAAAAUGGGACUUUCUACGUGAUCUGGGUCAUGUUGAAACUAUCUUCGACUGUAAAUUCAAGCCAGAUGACCCAAACCUUCUAGCUACGGCUUCAUUUGAUGGGACGAUAAAAGUCUGGGAUAUAAACACACUAACUGCUGUGUACACAUCUCCAGGCAAUGAGGGAGUAGUUUACUCUCUUUCCUGGGCCCCUGGAGACUUGAACUGCAUAGCAGGAGCCACGUCACGAAAUGGCGCCUUCAUUUGGGAUGUGAAAAAGGGGAAAAUGAUCACAAGAUUUAACGAGCAUGGGAAAAAUGGUAUUUUUUGUGUCGCUUGGAGCCAUAAAGACUCCAAAAGAAUAGCCACGUGCAGUGGAGAUGGAUUUUGCAUAAUUCGCACCAUUGAUGGUAAAGUUUUGCACAAAUACAAACACCCAGCAGCAGUUUUUGGCUGUGACUGGAGUCAAAACAACAAAGAUAUGAUUGCCACUGGCUGCGAGGACAAGAAUGUUCGAGUCUAUUACUUAGCCACCAGUUCAGACCAGCCACUGAAAGUUUUUACAGGCCACACAGCCAAAGUAUUCCAUGUGCGCUGGUCACCUCUCAGAGAGGGCAUACUGUGCAGCGGGUCUGAUGAUGGGACUGUUCGCAUCUGGGAUUAUACCCAAGACGCUUGCAUUAACGUGCUGAGUGGCCACACCGCUCCAGUGCGGGGUCUUAUGUGGAACACAGAGGUGCCGUAUCUUUUGACCUCUGGGAGCUGGGACUACACCAUUCGUGUCUGGGACACCAGAGACGGCACCUGUCUAGACACUGUAUAUGACCAUGGAGCUGACGUCUAUGGUCUGACAUGUCACCCUAGCCGUCCAUUCACCAUGGCUUCCUGUUCCAGAGACUCUACGGUCAGACUUUGGUCACUCACUCCUCUAAUCGCUCCCUUGGUAGUCAACAUCCUGACUGACCACAGCUGGGACGACAUCAUUGGCAACACAGAUCGUGCUAUGGUUCCCGGGGCCCCUCCUCUCCUGUGUGGAAAGGUUUCCCGAGAUAUCAAACAGGAGCUGGAUAAACUCUCAAGUGACGUGCGCAUGAAGAAGCUGCGGUGGUUCUCCGAGUGUUUCUCUCCACCAGGAGGGAGUCACAACCUGUGGGAUCUGGUUGCUGUAAUCAACGGACAGGAUGAUAGUCUUCUUCCACAGUACUAUGGGCAGGGCAUCAUGCAUAUGAAACACUUGGUCCGCUUUAAAACUUCUGAAGCACAAGAGCUGACCAUUGUAAAGAUGUCAAAGUUCGGGGGAGGUAUUGGAGCACCGAGUAAAGAGGAAAGGCUCAAGAAUGCAGCUGAAAUCCAUAUCAGACUGGGUCAAAUCCAGAGAUACUGUGAGCUUAUGGUGGAACUGGGAGAGUGGGAGAAGGCUCUAUCCGUGGCCCCUGGUGUUUCCAUGAAGUACUGGAAAAAGCUCAUGCAAAGGAGAGCAGACCAGCUCAUGCAAGAGGGCAAUGAUGAUGUCAUCCCGUACUGCAUCGCCACCGGUGAGGUAAAGAAGCUAGUAAAUUUCUUCACCUCCAGAGGUCAGCUGAAGGAAGCUGUGCUGGUGGCUCAGGGUGCUUGUGAAGGGAAUAUCCAUGGCCCUCAGAAUGCAUCAAUAAACCAUGCAGCAAACUCAGACAAUGACAACAUAGAAAAGUACUGCGGGAUGUUGCACAGGGUGUGUAAAGAGCUGGCAGAGUGGUAUUUUCAAGACGGCCGUGCUGUGCUGGCAGGUUGCUGUCAUCUAGCUGUAGACAACACAGAACUGGCCAUGGCAUCUCUGAUCAGAGGCAAUGAGCUGGAGCUGGCGGUGUGUGUGGGCACAGUCCUGGGAGAAUCAGCCAGUAAAGCCACCCACUACGUUCUGGAGCUCUUGGCCAGAAAAUACAUGACCACUGCCACCUGCUUUCCAUCUGUGGCACACAGGGAUCUUGCAGCCAGAUUACUCCAGAUGAUCCCUGAUAAUGAGAUCUUGUUAGCCAAACUGUGUGCCUUCUACCCUGGCAGCUCUGCCGAAAUCAACGACCUGCACGAAAAGUGUGGUCUAGCAAGCUUAGAGCAAUGUAAAGAGCUUGCUGAAAGUGCACAAUCUGAGGGAGAAAUCUUCCAGGCAGUAAAGUAUUACCUCCUAAGCCCAGAACCAGAGAAGGCUCUUCCAAUAGGAAUCUCGUAUGUCAAAGAGCAGCUGAGCUCACCUGACUGGGUAGUGGACUCUGUUUACCACAUCUUAGACCUGUUGAGCUACAUCAGAACAGACCGACUUAUUCUCCCAAAGUGUAGUGAAGAACGCAACGAGCUGCUUAUUCUCUGUGGGUAUAUAGGUGCACUGUUAGCCAUUGGAAGACAGUAUUCGAGUAUAGUGCCAGCACUAUAUGAAUACACAAGUCAGCUGCUGAAGAGGAGAGAAGUUGCUGUGCCUUUGCAGAUAGAGCAGUUGUCUGUAGAGUUGGAGGCCUGGAGAACCUGCACACAAUCCCUUAAAGUGGCAGAUGACAGUUUGUACACUCAACCAUCUGAGGCCCAGAAAACAGAGUACAGCCAAAUAUUGAGUCGAAUGAGAGAGGAGCCCAUCAAGGGUCUUGAGGGUCCAGAUUAUGUGACUGGCUCCAACUUACCCAGCCAUUCUGACGUCCAGAUUUCCUGCUUCACCGGCCUCAGGAUACAGGGUCCAGCGUUCUUCCUGGAAGACGGCAAAUCAGCUAUUUCACUCAACGAUGCCUUGAUGUGGGCAAAAGUGAACCCUUUCUCUCCACUAGGGACGGGCGUACGCCUCAACCCAUUCUGAGCACAAAUACAACAAAUGUGAGCAGUAUUUUUGGUGGCUUCAGCUCUGGAAAAUCAGCAUCUUGAAAGAAGACAACAUUCCUGUUUUCUCUCUGAAAUCUUGAUGUACAACAUAUAACAGCAGAAUGUCACGUUGUGUUCAAAUCCACUUUCGUUGAGGCUUUGCCACCAUUCCAUGCUUAUUACAUUCAGGAUUGCAGUUUUUAUGCAAAGAAUUACAGCAAAACAAAAGUGCUGCUAGCGAAUACACACACAUCCACAGGAAAGACCAACAGCACAAUUGCAGGAGGGUUAUUUCUUUUAUACAAUAGUUCCGUUAACAUGAGGAAAAUAUAAAGCAGUUUUUCUAAAAUAAAACAGCAAAGCAACAACCAUUGGACAAAUAUCAAGCUAAUUUCAAGCUCAGAUACAAUUAGAACACCAGAACUAUUGUAUAAAGAGAUUUUAAUGCUGGAGACGGUCAUGAAGAUAUGUAUAAAGCAGAAUAUUUAAUGCCUUUCUUCCUCAUCCUACAACAGAAGCAGGUUCAGGUUUUCAGGUUUAGAUGUUCAAUCUAUAGCUUAAAGAUUGUAAUUUAGUCGAUGAUAUUGAGUUUGAUCAUUUGCAUCAUGAAUUUGAAAUGUCUCACAAGUAGAUCUAACUUAUUUCAAGACGAGUACAGGGUAUUCAUCUGCACAUUUUCUUUGUUUGUUUGCGUAUUUGAUUUCAUGAACAAAGGCAAAGUAGUUUUCCGUCUGAAAUCAAUUGUCUUGCCUGUUAUAUGUGGACUAAUAUUUCAGUAGAACCAAAUAUUAGAACUGAGGGUUUGAAGCCUCAUGUUGUAACAAUCAAUAUUUAAUGAUAGUUCAUUUCAUUUAGGAACUUUUGUGAAUGGUUAAACAGAGCAGCUAUGAGGCCAGAGAUGUAAUAUUUAUGUUCAUAAAUUAUUGCAACGCUAUUCACAAUGAGUUUCAGUCUCGCUGUUCUAUUCAAUAUAUGUCUAUAUAUGUCUGUUUAGGCAAUACGUUUGAGAAAUUGCACAUAUGGAGUGAGAAAACAAGACAUUUCUGCUGAUACAUAGCUAUAUGUUAUGUAUUUCUGGAAUUGUUGAAUAGAGUGUGAUUUGCAUUGUAAAAAAACAUCAGUUGCAAUUGUUGUCACACAUAACUCACACAUAAAGUGGCUUUGAGGAAUUAUUUAAUAAGAUAUUUUGGUUUUAUUUUAGAAGAGCCAGAUACAGAACCUAUUUUCAUCAAAUUGCACUGUGAAAUGUAUUUAUUUGUAUAUAGUUUUGUUCUAGAAUCGAUGUUUAAAUUAGAGCUCAAAUGAAUGUACAUAUUGAAUAUCAUUGUUCAUGCAACAGAGGUCUUAAAUCAGACUGAACCCGGACCUGUCUAAAUUCUGCAUGCUACAAGUGUCUUGUCUGUUUAUUUUGACUGAGGAUAUCAUAAAUGUUCAAGGAGAGAGUCUUAUAUAUAUAUGAACCGGCAGGAACUGUAUCAUUUACAAUCACCU